AUUGAUAUCCACUAUGUACUGAUGUAACAUAUUGAAUUGGUACACAUACGACCUACAAGUCGACAAUAAACCAUGAGUCACAAAAGCCAAUAAUGUAAGUGGAGUGAAAAGAUGGGCCGUAUAUUUUACAAAAUGCAAAUGAGAUCUGAAUGAAAACGAAGAGAGUUGUGCAUAUGAUAAAGCGAUAGGGGAUAGUGUAAGGUUGAUUUCCAUGGAUUCGCUACGAAACAUUUUGGCGGACAAGAGGUCUGAGAACAAUGGGAUCAAAGCAAAGGGACGAAUGCAUAGAGGUUGGAUUAAAAAGACAUUCUACUUUCUGCUACCUCUUUUCGUAAUUUAUAUUUUUCUAGUAGUCUGCCAAGACAUCGCCGUGAAGCCUGGUAGUCUGAAGGAACAGUGUGAUGGUUCCGACGUGAAGAAAGUUCUACUGCUCACUUAUGCUCGGAGUGGAUCCACCUUCUCUUCAGAGCUGUUCAACCAACACCCUGAUGUGUUCUACUCUUUCGAACCCCUAAUAACCAUAGACAUUCCAAUGUUUACUCAGGUGACGGGCAAUAUUUUGAGCAAUCAGAAUAACCUUGCAGUUGUCGGUAAACUUCAGUAUUCCUGUCCAGAAAUUCAAGAUAUCAUCAACAGCGUAUUCGCCUGUAAUAUUCACCGAUUGUCAAAAAGUGCCAUGUUCCACAAUUUCUGGAUGAUGAAGGGAAGCCUCACAGACGUAUAUCGUAAUUGCUUCAUACAUGGUCCCAGGACUUGGAAACCUUCAAACUGCCUCGCAAACAAUUGCAUGAAAUCUAGUAUUAUAACUGUAAAAACAAUAUUGCUCCGCAUGAGUGUCACGAAGAGCUUAUUACGACAUCACCCGCAGUUGAAAAUAAUCCAUCUUGUAAGAGAUCCCCGGGGGAUUCUGAUGUCACGUUGGAAAACGUUCACUAACUAUGGUGUCAUUAAUGCUACUUUAAUUGAAAGAGAAGCUCGUGAACUAUGUGCGAAGAUGCUCACGGAUAUUGAACUCAGGGAUGAAAUAUCGAAAAAAUAUAAGACAACGUUUUUUCCUUUGAGAUACGAAGAUUUGGCUGAAGACCCUUUAUCGCAUGCAAAUGAAAUUUACAGGUUUGUUAACAUUUCGUUUCAUGAUAACGUGAAGGAGUGGCUAACAAAGAAUCACGAAAUGCAAGAUGGCAAAUUUGGGACGAGACGACACAAUGCAAGGGAGACGUCAUACAGGUGGCGACACACCAUUCCACAAGACAUCGCUAGCAUCAUAGAUGAUGCGUGCGUUCACGUGUAUGACAAACUUGGUUAUAAAAGAGUGCAAAGUUUAGACGAUUUAAGAAAUGACUCGUAUUCUUUACGGGUGAAAGAAUAUCGUGUUACCUUAUAA
Molecule: messenger RNA, 1384 nt
Organism: Owenia fusiformis
Lineage: Eukaryota; Metazoa; Annelida; Polychaeta; Sabellida; Oweniidae
Source: the annotation of a GenBank genome assembly